Messenger RNA from Sphenostylis stenocarpa, 411 nucleotides. Lineage: Eukaryota; Viridiplantae; Streptophyta; Magnoliopsida; Fabales; Fabaceae. The record is from the annotation of a GenBank genome assembly.
AUGGAAUCAAAGAAGAGCGAAGGAGAGAGUUCGAGGUCGAGAAUUUCAGCACUGGUUGUGGACGACGACGCUAUCAUUCGGAAAAUCCACAAGGCGAUGUUGCAGCAGGUAUUCAACAUGGACGCAAAAUCUGUCAAGGAUGGAAAGGAAGCAGUGGAUCUGCAUCGUUGUGGCGCAAAUUUUGACAUAAUUUUCAUGGACAAAGAAAUGCCAAUCAUGGAUGGUCAUGAGGCCACAAAAGAGCUACGUGGUAUGGGUGUGAAGAGCAUGAUUGUGGGAAUCACUACGCGUGCUGAUGAGAAAGAUAGAGAAGAGUUUCUAGCUGCAGGAUCCAACCAUUGCUUUGAAAAGCCUCUGAAUCGUGCCAAGGUUGAACAAGUCUUGCACGACCAUCCAAAUUUUCCAUUUUGA